UGCGGUCACGACAAGGAGGGAAUUGGCAGAUGCGGCUGAAGCCUGAAGAGGAGAGGAAGAAGAAGAAGAAGAAGAAGAGUCGUGGAGGACCUUCAGUGUCGGAGGUGCUGAGAACAAAUUUCCACACUUCACUUUAUUAGCUGCCACCUCUCCGCAAAGUCAGAAAGAGGAUUCCUGGGCUGAAGGAGGAGGAGAAGGAGGAGGAAGGUGGGAUAACAAGGCUUCCAUAUUUCCUCACCUGAAGUGUCCCUUACCUAGCCACCGAGACUGAGGGGAAACACCUGACCGACCCGAGGAGCUCUGCCUGCGGCGAAACACGGCUCUCAUUCAGGGCGAACUGGGUGAAGGAGGACAUUAGCGCCGGGAAGUGCAAACUGCGGCUGCUGAGCCAUGGAGGUGUACACUUCUACUUCGAGGAAACUUACUUUGCUGUCAUUCACUUUCCUGCUGGGGCUGUCAGUCGUAUGGGCCGAGAUCCAGAUGCCCCAAACCAGCAUGAGCGUGAUCAAGGGCCGCAUGGUGGUGCUGAGGGCCUGGUACACCCCGCAGCCAGGGACCGACAAGAACACCAACACCGUGCUCUGGAACUUUGUCUCCAACAACACCAAACUGAUCAUCUCCUACACCAAGGACUCCAUCAGCGUGGCCAGCCCGCAGUUUAAGGGGCGCGUCGGCUUCAUGUCCGCCAUGCCCUCGACCAACGUGUCGCUGUACAUCAACAACACCCAGGAGUCGGACUCCGGACGCUACUUCUGCCAGGUCAUCAUCCCCGACAACCCAGGCCUCACCGCCGAGCUCAGCCUCGACGUCAAGGUCCCCCCUGCUGUCCCGAAGUGCUCUAUGUCAGGGAAGCCGGUGCUGAAGGGCAACGUGACUCUGAGCUGUAAGUCCAGCGCUGGGAAGCCCAUUCCCAUGUACAGGUGGACCAAAUCCAGCCCGACCCACGAGGUCUUCUUCCCACCCAUGCUCAAUGAAAAGACGGGCACCCUGAAGCUGAACAACCUGAGCAGCAACAUGUCGGGGAAGUACGUGUGUGCAGCCACCAACUCAGCCGGCUCAGAGACCUGCUACAUCAACCUGGAGAUCAUCACCUCCACUAAUGUGGGGAUGAUAGUCGGUGCCGUAGUGGGUUCAGUGAUCGGCUUCAUCUUCCUUCUUCUUAUCUUGUUCGUCUUCCUGAUGAAGAGGCGACGAGACAGCGAAGAUGACAUGGCCAACGACAUCAAGGAGGACGCCCAGGCUCCCAAGCGCGUGUCAUGGGCCAAGAGCGGCAUGGGCUCGGACAUCAUCUCCAAGAACGGCACGCUGUCCUCCAUCACCUCCAGCCCGCACCACAAGGAGCCGUCACAUCACAACAACCACCACCACCUGCAGCAGUACCCCCAGCGCCCGCCCUCGGACACCGCCUCCAUCAUCACCGCCACGGGCAGCACGGCCGGCUACAGACCGUCCCGCCAGCAGGGAGCUUCCACCCCGACCCACUACGGCUACAACAGCAGCGCCACCCUGCCCCGCGGUCAACCGUCGUCCGAGGGCAGCACCAACGGGAGCACCUUGCCCAGACCGGAGCGCUACACCCAGCUGCCCCAGGCCCAGCCGCUGCCACAGACCUACAGCCAACCUCACCAACAGCCCCAGGCCGCUCCCCGCCCGCCUCCACUGCCCACCUCCGUGGUCACGGCCUCCAACAUCACUCGGAUGGGAGGGGUGCCGAUCAUGGUGCCUGCGCAGAACCAGGCUGGAUCGCUGGUCUAACGCCAGCAACGAGUGGCGAAACAUUGUUGUCAAAAAACUCACUUUGGUAUGGUGGCACACUGUACCUUUAACCUUAAGGGAAGGGUCAGCCGCCGACUUUUUCUUCCUUUCAAAGGGAACGCUUUAACUACCGUUUAGCUAAAAUAGAUGGACUCUUGCUUUGGCACCAGGAAGCUUUUUGAUAUCGUCAAAAUGCGGUGACACCUGGCAGAACGCUCCAGCACAGACUGUGUUGACUUGCUUUAGGUAUACUCAAGCCUCUUUUAUACUAUAUAUGCACUGUAGAAAAAGUAUGUAUAGAUAUGGCUUUUAUACAUUUGUGCAGUAUCUUGUUUUCUAUUGUAUCAAUGCAUUUCUAAUGUUUUUUUUUUUUCAAAUUAUCUUUUAAAUGUCUCAUUUUCCUCAAAACCUGUUGUUGUGCUCCUAUCAUGCAAAUGUCACAACAGCAAGGACGAAACAAAUGGAUCGAUAUUGGUUUUGUUUGUACAUGGGACUCACAGAUAUAUCACCUUAUGACAUAAGAAACAACCAAGUGUGUGACUCUUACAGGCGAAAAGAGGUAUAAACACUUGCAUUUUAAAGAAUGUUACUCAAAAUGAUGUGAGGAAGAGAUGAGUGAGAGAGACUUGUGUGAGAGUGCGUGUUAAUGACCACAGGCUCGCAGCAGAUGAAUGAACAGAAAGACGAGACAACAUCACACAUUCGGAGACACUAGUAUCAUAAUCUCUUUUUGGCUUGAUUUCCGCCAAGGAUUCAGCUUAUGAAGACUUAGACUCAAUGCUUUAAACAUUUUUUUUUUUUAAACAAAGCUUAGGAAAAGCUUCUUACAAUACAGAGCACCAUUCACAUCUGCAGUAUCAGAGACUUUGCCGAGCAUAUAUUAGUCCACUCCUGAGUUGUAAUAAUUUAAAGUUGCUCGCUGCACUGAAGUUGUAAAUACAAUAUUUAUUUUAUGUGUGACACAUGUGCAUAUGAAUAGGCACGGCCUGUACAUGCUAUACGAUACAGGUGAUAAUGUAGCCUACAACACUGGAUACCAAACCAAAGAUAUAUCGCUUUAUUAUGUUGAAAUGCUCUCUUUACGUACACUGUAGGCUGUUCUCCUGUGCAGCUCGCCGGGGAAAGGAACACUUUUACUCAACAUCGCGUUUUGAUUUGCUCCCAUAAGCUACAUGCCUUUAUGCUUUUGCAGAGAAAUCGUUUCUUUCCCUGUUGAUUUCCAGCCGCAUUUCUAACAAAUGGUAACAGCGGGCUUGUGGCAGUGUGAAAGUGUCUGAGACGGGGGUCGGCAACCUUUUUGAUACAAAGUGCCAGUUUUACAUUUUCUUGUUAAUUCCUGUGCCAUGUUGACAUUAGCAUCAAGUUAAUCAAGUAAUUUUAUUCCAUCCAUAUAGGCUACAUGCACAGCAACAGUAGACUUUGACGGUUCACCAGUCAGCGGUGUGAUCGGAGGGGUGACAAUCAAAAAAAAAGAUUUCGCAGGUGUUGGGUUUCCUCCCGUACCUGGACGCUCCACGUUGUUUUCUUGUGUCUUGUCUCAAAAUGACAUCUCACACUCAGACAACAUUUUCAAAACAUAAAAUACUCACCUCACUCCUCCGUCUAAGCUUUACUUUAGCUUUGCUGACACAAUCUGGCACAGCCUCUGAGCAGGAGGCUGUGCCAAUGACCGCACUAAAUAACAGACCGUGCAACAGCCAAUGGCAUGAGAAGGCACUUCAACAUUUCCUAAAAAAAAAAUGGCCUCUCUUGCACACUCUGAUUGUUAGUGGACCGCUGGUUUACACGCCGAAGGUUGCUGACCCUUUGUCCACGACCUCUGAACCUUCCCUUCCACAGACGGGACAUCAAAGAUCCACAGUUCCUCAUUAAAGUGGAAGAAGCGAAUUUAUCUUGCAAAUUUAAACAUACAUAAAUCCUAUUGUGCUUUGUUAAAAAUCCACAACAUAAGAUUAAAAAUGUGCUGACUUUAGGCUACUGAACAAAAUAAGCACUGAAUUUUGGAUGAAUACUUAAAGGUGACAGGCUGACCAUGUGAUCAGUGUUGGGUUAAGAACCGCUUUUUCUUUCAGCAUCUGAGUUUGUAGAAGUCACUUUCAGCAUCCAAUCAUUAUUUUUUUUUCCCAUCUGUGGCCUGUUUACCUUUUGUCUGGCCACUUCCAAGUCACUCACUAUACGCCUGCUGUCACACCAUUCGUCUCUAUCUGAAGGUAAAAGUUAAACGUGGCUAAACAAGGAGUGAAUAUUGCCAUCCAUGAUUCUGCUGUAUUGUCAUUACACUGGAGCAUUAUAUUCAUUGUUGUUGCUUUGUCAUUUUUUUUUUUUUAUGUGCACAAAAGAUCAGGAGAAAAAGGGAAUAAAAACUACCAAAUCCAAAAAUGGAUCAUCUGAGGUGAAAAGUUUCCUCCGGAUGAAAUGAAGAGACUGUUAAAAAGCCUUCUUCGCGUGCCCAGUCUGGAACCAGAGUCUAUAUAUUUUAACUCAAGGAAUGACAGCGAUGAUGUGACAGCUAAACACAAGUGUUAAAUGUAUUUUGAAGCUGUGAUGGAUUUUCUAGAUUUCUGUUGUUUGUAACCCACUGGAGCAAAAUGAGCCCUGCUGAAAUCAUCCGAAAUGAGAAAUAAGAAAUUUUUUCAGUUGUUUUCCAUCAGUAAGUUGAGGGGGACACGAGACUCCAUGUGUACACACUCUCUCAUAAAUACCCUGGGUUAAAAAGUCCUUUAAACUGUACAUUAAAAAUGUAUUCAAGACAAGCCUUUAUUUUUUAUACUCUAAUAUAUAGUGAACAAAAUAUGUGGGCAAAUUUUAUAAAUAGUAAAAAUGACGAUGACGCUCACUGUGUUGGUCAGUGAGUUUGAGGCCGUGGUGGAUUAUAUUGCUCUCGAAACUGGUGGCCAAACUUGUGCUUAUUUAUGUCGGCCUCUGCUACACCAUGGACAGCAGUGUCUUCACUUGUACCUUCCAUAUUUAAGUUCAUGGAAAAGGCUUUGUAUGAUAUUUUCAAUUAAAAGAGACAUUAUCAGAAAA
Myripristis murdjan (pinecone soldierfish) is the source of this 4782-nucleotide messenger RNA. RefSeq names its product endothelial cell adhesion molecule a (gene esama). Gene Ontology annotation, biological process: homophilic cell-cell adhesion. The record is from RefSeq and is a predicted model, not a curated record. Bases 391 to 1755 code for a protein of 454 amino acids. Lineage: Eukaryota; Metazoa; Chordata; Actinopteri; Holocentriformes; Holocentridae. The transcript has 7 exons. Gene Ontology annotation, molecular function: cell-cell adhesion mediator activity. Gene Ontology annotation, cellular component: plasma membrane; adherens junction.